AUGAAGCAAUCCAAUGAAGUUUCAAUUAUUGAAAGUAUUUUAUAGGCAGAUAAGCUUUUCUUUGUAUAUGGGAAAACAAUCCCAAAAGAGACGGCUGACACUUGUACAUUUCGGUUAGCGAACACUUUGACCUAUCAUCCUUAUAAUCAUGAUUUUGGUCCUCUCAGCCUCGGACAAACCUACAGAUUUUGCAGUGCUCUUGAUAAAGAAAUCCACGACCCUGCUAAGGAAGGCAAAAAAAUCUAUAUUUAUGUAUCUUCAGCUCCCAAUAAGCUUGCAAACGGCGCUUAUCUGGUAGGUGCAUUUCAAAUUAUCAUCUUGAAUAGAACUUCAUCUGAAGCUUAUGAGCAUCUAAGGACCCUUGAGCUGAAGCCAUUUAGGGAUGCAAGUGAUGAUGAGUGCACAUAUGAAUGCACCCUUCUUCACUGUUUAAAAGGAAUUGAGUUCGCCAUAAAGAAAAAAUGAUUCGAUUAUUCUACUUUCAAUUUAGAUGAAUAUGAGUUUUAUGAAAAAGUCCAGUAUGGAGACUUAAACUGGAUCAUCCAUAACCAAUUUUUAGCCUCCGAAUCGCCUGCAAAAACACAAUUUGAUACCAAAGGAAACAAAACACUUAUGUCUGAAGAUUAUGCAGAAAUUUUUUGCAAGCUUGGCAUAAAAAAUGUAAUAAAACUGAAUAAAAGAAAAUAUGAUAACACAAAAUUUUUAGAAAAAGGCAUCAAGCAUUAUGAUCUUUAUUUUAAAGAUGGGAGUGUGCCUAAUGCAGAGAUUGUCAAUAGAUUUAUUGAUAUAGCUUUAAGGCCAGGAGCAGUAGCUGUUCAUUGCAAAGCAGGGCUUGGGAGAACUGGGACACUUAUUGGGUGCUAUGCAAUUAAAAUAUUUAAGGCAAUGCCUGAAGAUUUUAUUGCGUGGUGCAGAAUAUGCAGACCAGGGAGUAUAUUAGGACCUCAGCAAUAUUUUUUAUUAGAGUAUGCUUAUAGUAUAAGACGGUCUGUCCAGUCAAUAAGACAUUUGACAUAUACAAAAGGGGAUAUGUAUAAGGCAGAAGCUGGAGAUGCGGGCCAGGCUAACAGGCUAUUAACAGCAAAAAGAAAGCACCAAAGUAUGCCAAAAAGCUUAAGAAAGCCAAUAGAUUCAGAUGAAGAAGGGAGUGGGACAGAAAAAGAAACAAGUAAACUAGAAAUAAUUGAGGAAAGAAAAGAAAAUCAUAAGGAAAAUCCUUUACAAGAAUCCAAUGAACUUGAUAAAAUCCUUGAUGAAUUAAAAGAAAUUCCUAAAGGAAUCCCUGAAGCCAAAGAAAACGGUAAAGAAAAUAUAAAAACUGAUCUUUCCAAAACUAUGAAAUUCAGCAGAUUGAUAAACUGCAUUUAAUUAAAUUCUAAAAUAUAUACCAGUAUAUCCUAAAUAUAAAAUAUAAUAGAAAUCAAUCUAAUUUUAUACCUUUUAAAAUAAUAGAAGCAUUCCUACUGAUUACUGUUAUCUUAUUUUCAUAUAGUAAACAGAGUAGUUAGAAAUAUUUCUAUCAUCGUAAAAAGGUUUAGCAUAAAUGAAGACGAAGAAAAAUUCACAACACCAAUAAGAAAAAACUCAUAUAGAAGCACUGAAGAUUUCACUCCAAUCAAAACUUCUCAUUCUAAUGAAACAUUUGAUUUUUAUCAAGCAGACAUAAGGAUCUCACAAGAUGAAGAUCAAUCACCGAAAAGACCUAAAACACCUUGUAGAUUUAUCCCUUCAGAUAUUUCUACUUCAUGCACAAUUAAUAGCUCAAUUAAACAAGCAAAGCUUUCGAAUCUAUAUGCAUUUGCGUCGAAGCGGAAGAACUCCGCAGAAAUUUGCAAAAUACUUUAUGGAAAGUAA
This is a messenger RNA of Blepharisma stoltei, 1854 nucleotides long. Lineage: Eukaryota; Ciliophora; Heterotrichea; Heterotrichida; Blepharismidae. The record is from the annotation of a GenBank genome assembly.